This is a messenger RNA of Babesia bovis T2Bo, 1061 nucleotides long. RefSeq names its product Ribosomal_L27A superfamily protein. Gene Ontology annotation, biological process: translation. The transcript has 5 exons. The record is from RefSeq and is a predicted model, not a curated record. NCBI's taxonomy places the organism in Eukaryota, Apicomplexa, Aconoidasida, Piroplasmida, Babesiidae. Gene Ontology annotation, cellular component: mitochondrial large ribosomal subunit. Bases 31 to 1041 code for a protein of 336 amino acids. Gene Ontology annotation, molecular function: structural constituent of ribosome.
UUAAAACAUCGCACAUUUAAUAGUUAUCAAAUGUACAAUGGGCUUAAUUUGUUAGUUCGCGUCCAACCGUGUGCUCGUCUUUUCAGUGGUAACUCCGAUGUUGCUGGGACCUCAUCCUGCGUUCGUACUCACGAGAUUGUUACCGUAGAGGACGGUAAACUGCGAGGUGUACACUACGAGCGCGUCUACGGUACUGGAAAUGGAAAUUCCACUACGUUAUUCACUCCACAUCCAUUUAACCGUCGUUUUGCUUAUUCAAAGAAACCCCUAUUUCCCAUAGAACCGCGGAAUUUACGUAUCUUUGGAUUACGUCGUCAUAAGAAGCGUGGAAGGGGAAAGAAAAGCUCUGCUCGUGGUUACAGGUUUAAGCGUCAAAAGCACAGAGGGAGUAAGCCGAAUAGUCGCACAUUUGAGGGUGGACAAACACCACUGUUUAAGCGUCUUCCAAAAUGGCCGGAAGCAUGGCUUUCACGUCAAAGAAAGACUCUCGAUCCGCUUAAUUUGUCAAAGCUGCGCUAUUUUAUUGAGCGUGGAAGGCUUGAUACACGCUUUCCUAUAACUCAGCGACAUUUAUACGACAGCAAGUGCGUGAAGGUAAAACGUGGUGUCCAGUUAUUUAACGUAAACGAUUACCCAUUUCCCUAUAAGAUACACAUAGAGGUUGCCGGCAGUGACCAGUCAUCUAUUGAUGCUAUAAAGCGUGUUGGUGGUUCCGUUACCAUUGUUUACUAUGACCGUGUGAAUUUACGUGCUCACUUGAAGCCUUACAAAUUUGAGGUUCUUCCUCGCACGGCACGGCCAAGUAUUGAUAUGGUGCAUUACUUGGAGAAAAUGCGUGCUCGUGGUUGUAACGUUGUUUACAUAAAGCCUAUGUGGCUGAUAAAGGAAGAGCAAGCCAUAGCCGCUGAGAUGGCUGAGCUUGAAGCGGAAACUUUAACUAGUUCUGAAUUAAACCCUGACGAAACGGCAUCUGAACGUGAGGAGCGUUUAAUUAAGCUUUACCGCGAAAGAAUGUUACGGUUUGGUCGUCCUUAUGUUUAAUAUGCUAUAAUAUUAUUCAA